AUGGCCAAACCAUCGUCUGUGGACUCCGCAACGGAGAACCUGCGGAAGAGAAACGCUCCCAUCCGAGCAAAUACUCAAGAAGAUGCUAGAAAAGCCGUGCUUGAGUUGAACGCCCUCGAAGAAAAGGAAGCCAAAGAUGAAAAAGAUCGCAAGACCUUUGGCCGCACUCUCGAUGGGACUGUCUUCACUGUUCCACAUACCCAUGACAUGGUUUCGCAGCUCCUGUCUCCCAAAGAGCCCAAGAACUUGUCAGACAUCUGCGUGCUUCUGAUGCUGUUGCUUCACGCCCUGUUGGCAUGGUACCUACCUUCAGCCUUGAGAAAACCAGUUCUUGCUACCCUUUUCUUGUGCUGGAGAGCCGGUUACAAUAUCGGCAUUGGCUACCUCCUUCACAUGCAAUCUCAUCACAAGCUACUGGUAAGGUGGGCCCGAAAAUCGAAGCUGUUCCCGGUUGCGUCCAAUGGCGAAAACCCUCAUCCCAAACUCCGCGCGUUCAUCAAGAGAGAAUUGGAAACCAAGAUUCCCACGGAUUACGAUUUCGACACUGCUCCCCUAGAGUACAACACGUGGUUGAUCUUCCGCCGCCUCGUCGACUUGAUUCUAAUGUGCGACUUCACUACCUACAUGCUUUUCGCUGUAGCCUGCGCCCAUAUCCCUGCCGCCGAGCCGAUCCUCCUCACAACGCUUCGAUGGAUUGUAGGCAUGUCCCUGUUCCUCUUUAACAUCUGGGUGAAAUUGGACGCACAUCGUGUGGUCAAAGACUUCGCUUGGUACUGGGGUGACUUUUUCUUCCUUAUCGAUCAAGAGUUGACCUUUGACGGAGUUUUUGAGAUGGCGCCCCACCCAAUGUACAGCAUCGGUUACGCUGGCUUUUACGGAAUCUCCUUGAUGGCUGCUAGCUAUAAGGUUCUCUUUAUCUCAAUUAUUGCUCAUGCUGCUCAAUUUGCAUUCCUUAUCAUGGUUGAAAGCCCUCAUAUCGACCGCACUUACAACUCUCCGCCUCCCAGAAGAGCGAUCAAUGAGUUACCGGCAGCUGCGCAAAUGGAAAAAUCCUUGGCAGAUCACAGCUCUACGGCAGAAGUGUGGCCCAGUCCAGCGCAUGCGCAACCUUCCCAAACGCACAACCUACUGGGCAUACACAACAUCGAUCUCUAUCGAACCACAGACACUGCAGUAUUUCUUUUGCAGUUCUAUUUGUUUGCUUUGACCGUCCUCACACCCAAUACGAGAUUCUAUCAGACACUUUUCGUCACCAACGCCACCGUUUGGCGGAUUUGGUACUCCGUGGGUAUUGGCUAUUUCCUAAACAGACAAUCGUCAAAGAAGAAAUGGACCCGCCACUUUCUGAAGUACGGUGAGAGCACGGGCGAAGCUUGGAGACAAUGGAAAGGCAUCUAUCACCUCAGCAUGACUGUCUGUUAUGCGAGUUUUGCCGCAGCUGCCUGGAAGAUGUACCGUAUACCUUUGAACUGGGAUGGCGGAAUGGCACUGCCAAAACAUGUCAUCGGACUAGGACUGAUUGCUCUGCAAAUUUGGGUUUCAUUCAGUAUCUACGACCAGCUUGGAGAGUUUGGUUGGUUUUUUGGAGACUUCUUCUUCGAUCAAUCUUCUAAGUUGACGUACGGCGGCAUCUACCGCUUCCUCAAUAAUCCAGAGCGAGUCCUUGGGACGGCAGGAGUCUGGGGCAUAGCUCUGAUUACCAGCAGCAAAGCCAUGUUUUGCCUCGCCUUACUCAGCCAUACAUUGAGUUUGGCAUUUAUUCAAUUCGUGGAGAGGCCGCAUAUGCAAAAGCUGUACGGGAGGAGCCUUCGACAAGAUGCGGGCCUAGUCAGGAGUCUACGCAGAUCACUUCCCCCACCUUUGCGACAAUGGCAAGACGGAAUGGACAAAAUGCUGGGCGACGCCUUUGAUGUCCUGGAAGAAUUCUUUGACGCGGCAAAACCUAAACUUGCGGCAGGCGUGACCAGCAUUGUUGAGGAUACCAAAAGCCUCUUGCCGAAGAACCCACAUCGUUUGACCAUGACACGGUUGGAGCCGGAGCUUGCUGGGCUGGAUCCGAAAGACUACAAACUGGAGAUCGACGGAACGCCGGCAUCCUCUCUCGUCUACUCUCAACGCUCGAGCGAUAGAGAGUCCGAACAAGCCAGGCUUCCGGCAGAACGCACAAACGAUUUCAAAGCCCUCCUUUUCGAAUAUGGUGCGCCCAUCAAAGUCAGAUGGACCGCACCGCUCAAUCAUGGGAAGAAGGACUGGGUCGGUCUGUACAUGGUGUCAGAUAACAACUCGCGCGAAGUUACAAGACUGUCCUCGUCCGGAAGAUGGAUCGCCACGAACCGUGACGAGUACGAACUCCUAAAUUCCGAGGUUGGUAUCAUAUCUAGCGACAUGAGGAGCACCACCACUACUGAAACGGGUGAUUUCAAGGAAUGCUUCACUGGGGAAAUGGUCUUCUCUGGCGACAAAUUAUGGUGGACUCAGGGCGUUUUUGAAUUCCGAUACCAUCACAACGGCAAGCACAACGUCAUGGCUAUCUCUCUCCCUUUCGAAGUGCGUAUCCCACGCUUCAGCGACGAUGAUCUGGAGUCCUUCGACGCCACCAUCUCUCUGUCGACACCCAUGUCUCUUCAGAAUGAUGCAAUGAUUCGCCAUACGAUUGAAAGUGCCCUCUUGCCGAUCGUGCAGAACUGCUUUGACCGCGACCCUGAGAUCGCGCCACGUACAGCCCAAGAACCGUUUGGAAGCCUCGUCGAUCGUGAUGGAAAAUAUGCCAAGCGCGUGGUUUAUGUUAUUCAUCAGAUGUUCGGGAUUGAAUUUGCGGCAGAGGUCGUCAAAGCGGACGGGAAAAUCGAGAAUCUGGCAUGGCGGAUCUGGGAGGCGAAGAAAGUAUUGGCACCUUUUACCAUGUCGAGGUCGAAAGGGCCCGGUACGCCGGUUGAGGCUGAGGUUGAGGAUUGUAAGAACUUUUGA
Messenger RNA from Cladophialophora psammophila CBS 110553, 2967 nucleotides. Its product is annotated as phosphatidylethanolamine N-methyltransferase. NCBI's taxonomy places the organism in Eukaryota, Fungi, Ascomycota, Eurotiomycetes, Chaetothyriales, Herpotrichiellaceae. Gene Ontology annotation, biological process: phosphatidylcholine biosynthetic process. The record is from RefSeq and is a predicted model, not a curated record. Bases 1 to 2967 code for a protein of 988 amino acids. Gene Ontology annotation, molecular function: phosphatidylethanolamine N-methyltransferase activity. The transcript has 3 exons.